Molecule: messenger RNA, 357 nt
Organism: Plenodomus lingam JN3
Lineage: Eukaryota; Fungi; Ascomycota; Dothideomycetes; Pleosporales; Leptosphaeriaceae
Source: RefSeq, a predicted model, not a curated record
AUGUUCUCCAUCUUCGAUCCCGUUUCUUCCAUGUUGGACGUCAUGGCAAUUCCACAAUCAUACAAUUCCUUUGCCCCGGCCAAUCUCUGCCCGUCUAGCAAACAUCUUCAAAACCAUCCCCGGCCCCCAAGAGUCAAUCUACCGGCUGUCUAUCCCGCAGCCUCAGCUCAUUCUUUUCCACGGGCCGCCCGUGUGACUGGAGAAGUGGUUGGCAAAUGGCCGGGUCUCAGCACAACCGCCUUUGUCCACAACCAUCUCUCGGUCUGUCAUCACUAUACUAAAGACGGCUUCUAUAUCUACCUAGCUCCAUCUACUGUGCCUCAUGCAAACGCGGGGUUCCUGCUUAUGCACGACUGA